AUGUCCUGGAUUUUCGGGCACAUGAUUGCCGUAGGUAGGUUGAAUGUUGCGGAUCAUGGGACUUACUACUGGACUGAACUGGAGUUCGGGAUAAUCCAUGUGGAUGUGGACGCUUUGCAAAUGUAUUUGCAAAGCAUCAACUUCUUUUUCAACGGGACGGCUGCGUCACAGGUCAAAAAUGAACUUGUGCGUCUUCUUCGUGGAGGGAACAUGACGCACGCAGUUGUGAACAGCUUGCCAUUCACACUAGAAAGCCUCAACCGACUCUUUGUGGCAUCACAGCUUGUGGGUAAAGAUCAUGACAGCGCGGUGGAAGCUGAGCGUGGGCAAGACAAACCCAUUGCCACAUUGCAAGAUGUAGCAGCCGUCUUCUCUGGGGGGAGCAUGGCGGCACCUGGCCGGGAUGGACAAGUCCAUCACAACAAGGACGAUCCAGACAUCUUCGUGCGCUCGCGGCGGCUGAUCAUUGCCGUGAUUGUGUUCGGGCUGCUGGCCAUUUCGAUGCCAUUCAUGGCCUUCUUCGAGACGGCUGAGAUGAGGAUGGCCUACUUCUACUGCUUCGCCACGCUCUUCGGCUUCUGCUUCGGGGCAGCCUACACGCGUUUCCAAGACAUCACUUGGCUCUUGGUACCAGAAGGAGUGGAGUGGGCCAACACGAUGGGCUUCAACGUCAUGUGCAGGAAUGCCGGAGUUGGUAUGGGUAACUUCCUAGCGGGUAUUCUUCUGAAUCUUUUUGCAGAGGGCAUCGUGACAGAAGUCAUCGGCGGAGAGCACGUGCGAGUCGAGAGACAGGCUAGCUACGCCCUCUCUGGAUACUUUGUCAUGUGCGGUGCAUCCGGCAUUGCAGUGCUUCUAGCAGCACUGCUGGCGAUGCAAGCGGUCAACGCACAUCCGCUGCAGUCUGGGGAGACGCGGAGAAAGCUGCCAAGACCUCCGACCGCCUCAGACGCAGCCACCCAGCCGAACAGUCCCAACUCAGAGGAGGCGGAUCCCGAAGCGGUUGCUGCGGAGGCAGAAGAUCUAGUGAGCGAUGAGGAAGAGGCCCUGAAUCUUGGCUUCUCAAAGCGCGUGGCCGUCAGUGGUGAUGCCUUUGUCUGCCGGCUGAAGCGCCGACCCGGGGGUCUGGCCUUCGAUCGGGAGCCCCUGAUGUCGGACUGGUACACCCAGGUCCUCGGGGAGGUCUACCCAGAGAUGGCUGAGUUCGCUGGCGGUCGCAACACUGCAGAGGCGGCAAAGGAGUUUUUCUUGUCGAAGUUCAUGAACCUCCAGCGCACGCUGGCGCUGCCAACAUCCGAGUCGGGCGAGACGGUCUUGAAAGGCCAUGUCAACAUCGAGAAAGUUGGCGACGAUGUUCAGGAGGGCGAGAGAAACCUGGAUGGUAAUGAGUUCGCCGUUGAGAACUUGUGGACGACAAACACGGUCUUCGUCACUCUCACGCUUUGUACGUUCACACGCCUGGACUUCCACUUAGAUUGUUCGGAGAUUUACUUCAAGCUCCGUCUGGGCGCGGAGGUUCUCCAAACGCAGGCGACGCGCAUCAAGUCGAACUCGCCGGCGAAGAUGCUCGGCAUCUACCAAUCCGCCAGCUUCGAGACAAUCGUCCCUGGAGCCCACGAGCUCAUCGUGCAGGCCUUUGCCAAAGGGAACUUCAGUGACACCUUGCUCGGCGAGUGCAAGUUCGACUUGGAGGACCGAUGGUUGGCGCUGAAGUGGAAAGAUUUCCGCUGCAGCACUUCCGAGGAGUUCCUCAGGAAUAAGGUUUCCCCGCCGGCUCACAGCCGCUUCCUUUGGACCUCGGAGGAAGCGAAAAGAGGGAACCUACCUUGGAGAGCUCCGGAGAAGCCGGUGCCGACUGGUGUGGGAAGAGGACUGGAGAUCAGGCCAGCGCGGACGAGUGGAGCUCGCUUGCCUUUGGAGACGAAGACGAUGACAAUGAAGGACCACGAUGUGAACUCGGAAACCCGGGCUGGUCUGCUGCGAUGCUUCCUUGACAUGCACCCUUACAACACGCCGGAGCUGCCUCAACGGCCGGAGACGCACAGCUUCGAGGUUCGGAUUUCCGUCUUUGCCGUCGACAACAUCAAAGUCUACAAAGACUUCGGCCAGCGGAAUGACCUCUUCGUGCAGAUGAAGUUCAGGAGCGUGAACAUGGACGGGGAAGAGUCGAAGCGAGUGGAGAAAACGGACAUCCAUCGAUGGGCCAAUGAAGAUGCGAGCUUCAAUCAGCGCUUUCUGUUUGAAAUGAGCGCACCGUGCUUAUCGAUGGGUGUGGAGUUCAGUCUUAUGGACUUCGAUCGUGGCGUCAGCUCAGCGGACUUGGUCUACUACCCGCAGACGCUGUCCCUCGACCACCACCUGGCGAUAGCCUAUGAGAGCUGGACAUCGUCGAGGGAGACGAUUGGCCCUGUCUCGCAUACCGUGGUCUUC
Molecule: messenger RNA, 2427 nt
Organism: Symbiodinium sp. CCMP2592
Lineage: Eukaryota; Dinophyceae; Suessiales; Symbiodiniaceae
Source: the annotation of a GenBank genome assembly